Pocillopora meandrina is the source of this 10503-nucleotide messenger RNA. The record is from the annotation of a GenBank genome assembly. Lineage: Eukaryota; Metazoa; Cnidaria; Anthozoa; Scleractinia; Pocilloporidae.
AUGGCUUGUCUUAAAGAAAUCGCUACGUUUUUGUUUCUUGGGUUCUUGCUGGAUUUCUCAAGAGCAAGAUAUAAUGAUAAACGUAGGUAUAAUUACAAUUGAAAACAACCACACACCACGUUUCUCUAUAAAAAAAACAACUUCCUCUGGUUACAAAGAUUUCCUGGUACAACAUGGCCACAUCCGUUCUUCAAUUAGUUGUAAUACUUGUGUCAUAAUCAGUGAAGAAAAAAUGUUUAAAUUGCUACAUCAAAUCUCAAUUUCAGAGCUCACAGCGUUCGGCACAGACCAAAACAUCGAUAGAACUCAAGAGUCGUUGAUACUCAAUUCAUGGAUGGAAUCAGAGAGAGUGACUUUUGGAAGGUCGAAACGUCAAAUUAAAUCAAAGAAGAGGACCUUGAGAUAUCGUUUGCCAUACUUCCCUCUGUAUCCAAUAGACCUACCAGGUAAUUGUUCAUCUAUUACCCAGUUAUACUUGUUUAAAGGAAGCAGUUCGUGUUAAGUUUUGACAGUGGCGUGAAUUGUCAGAAGUUAGUCGUUAAGUUGCAAACGAUAUACUCAUCUGUUCCACUAAGGCAUACAUCUUAUCUUGGCUUCAUUAGCGAUGACGAUUUGCAGACACUCUUAGUCAGCGUAAAGAAAAAGGAAUUAACUCUCUCCUAACACUUUGGUAUUUUUAUUUAUUUGCACGGAGUUUUAUGGCGAGAUUCAAGCUGUUUAGCAUGCUCCAAGUGAUUUUUUUGUACAAAAUAAUCUGUCCAACCUCUCCAACCUCUCUGCCGCACGUUCUAUUUAGAGAUCAAAGAAAAUUGCCGCCAUACCUUCUCGAAGUUUCUCGGUUCAAAUGUUUCUUACAAUUUAGCCUUUUUUCGUCAUUUAGUAAAGCGAAAUCUAUAAAUCUCAUAUUUUAAUGAUUCUUUAACUGAUAUGUCAAAAUUUUUCUGGUUGUUUAGAUUUUCAUUGAUUUGUUUCGUUAAAAAUCAUUUAUCUUAUGAAAAGUUGUAAAAUUUUCUCUAAAUGAUAUUAUGGUUAUCAUAACGACAACAAAGUUAAAUUACACUCGGUGAUAUGAAUGUAGUCACAUGGUAAUAAACCCAUUAUGAAAAGUUAAAGUGAUAAAUCUUCCCUUCUUUAAAUUUGUCAACUGACUUCAAAGGAUGAAAACUAUAAAACUUUGUCGAAGCAAGUCCGGAAACACUAAACCAACAAAUGCUUAUUGAAAGAUUAGCCUGGGUCACACUUUUACCCCAAAUGGAAUUACGCAGGUUUUUAAAACAAACCGUCGAAUCUCCUCUAAUCUUACAAUAAUGUGAGAAUUACGAGAAUUUGGAUCAGAUCAAAUGAAACUCGACAACGUCGUAUUAAAACUGACAUAGAAUACCAGAACAAGUGUGUGUGUGUGUGUGUGUGUGUGUGAGAAAUUUAAUAAUGUGAUACGUGAGUGUGGCGAGUUUUUGUAAUAAAUCUUUUCUUUCUUUAUUCCUGUUUUCGUUUCGAAAAAGAGAAUAUCGAUGAUAGAAUUUCAUUCCUGAGCUGCUUUUUCAGCCUAUCGCAGAGAAACGAACGCUUCAAAACAAUGUUUUAAAUGUACUGAGAGGAGAGACUUUUCUCCCGAUGUUCUUUCCUUACCCAGCAGACUAAACAUACCGAAACUCGAACUCAUUAAGAGUUGGCCUGAUCAGUAUUCAUCAAAAAAGUAUUAGAUGUAUCAAAACCCUGAAAGAAUUCCAAGACAAUUAAAUAAGUACGAAAAAGUGACUGAUAUCAGUAAGAAUGCGCAGAGAGCAUUCUAUUAAUUAACACGGCGCUGUCAACAUAUCUAAUCCUAUGCCUACUGCGGAUUUCUCACCAGUGAAAGUGUGAAGACACAACAGUGAUGUUAUAACACACGCCAGGAGUAAAGUUAACUUAAGGUUGUAUAGCUGAUAUGCUCUGCUGUGCGGCUCAAUUCAUGUCUCCAUUCCAAACAUUUUUAAACAGCACUUAUGAAUCAGAUCAACAACAACAUCUGGUUCGUCUCCGCUGAUCACUAACCUGUAAAAUUCUUCCGGUCCCUCUUGAGUACAAAAAUACCAAACAUCUUAUUUUUCAAGAAAGAUGUUUUUUCGUCUUGUCACGAGCGUGGAACAAAGAAAAAUUCUGAGUUCUCAUGAGGAAUCGAACCUCAGACCUUCGGAUUUGCGCUCCGAUGCUCUACCACUGAGUCACAAAGACUCUUCGGUGAGCGGGGUCUAUUACGAAGUUCUAAUGACACGCGUCCUGUCAAAAACAUUACGCUAUCGACAUUGCUGAUCCUAGCAGUAUGCAGGACGCGUGUAAUUCUUUUAAGAUGCUUGAGUUAUUGUGCUACGUACCCAUACAAACGCCUACAAUUCACUGGAAUAUGGGAUGUCGCUGAGCUUAUUUUAAGCUCAAAACAACAACAUUAACAACUUUAAAAACAACAACUAGAUUUGAAGCUGUCAACUGGUACAUACUGCUAACGUGCGCUGGCUAAAAAAUGCAACGACAUAUUCACUUUCCUCUUUGUCAACCGAUCUGUAUUUAAAAAUUCUUCAGAUCCGUAUGUAACAUGCAUGAUUUGAAGUCAAUCUUUUUAUUAAAAAAUCAUUUUUCUCUUUUAUCUGCCAUAAGCGCAGCUCUCGAGGGCGUGAGUAGUUUUCCAGACGUACCACCUCCAGUGCGUAAAUCAGAGUUAUUGAGGCGUUUUAAGUAACCUCGCUAAUCAAUCCUAUUUAGUCUGUCUCGAUCGCGAACCUUUGCGUCAUUUAUACUUUAAUGGUUCAAAUAUUGCCUGUUGAACUGGUUCCAAGCUGUUUUUGUUGUUUUUUUUUAUCAGCUUUCUUAACUUGCUUGUUCCUGUUUUCAUUUUAAAUAUUUAUGGAAAGACAGGAAACUGUUCUGACGAAUUAGCUCAAAAGCUGCCUGCCUGCCAGGUCAUGUAGGCAAUAGGUUCCAUUGAAAUCCGCAGAAUUCUGAAAAAGGCAUUUAUAUUCUGAAAACGCAAUGAAAGUUAUGCGUCCUUAAAAAACGGAAAAUGUGUUUCGUCCUCACAAACAGUGAUCAUCAGCAGCGGAGACGCUCGAUAGCAUCUUUAUACAUGCGCAUAAUAUGCACCUCAUCAUCCCACCGAAAAAACGCUAAACGUAGAUGACGUUAGUAGUUGGACGAGUGAAUUUUUGACUAGGGUUUAAGUUCUCAAAUUCCUCUUCUGCUUUUUCGAUGGACAGCUGACCCAUAGGAACGUGGAGGGUAAAGCUAACCGUUCUGCUGUCGUUUUGCUAAUUGAGUUUUGCUGUAAAAUGUGUGACGGCGUUACUUUCAUUUUUUUUUGCUUCACAUUGUAGAGUGUAAAGACAAGGAGCGUGAAGCAAAGAGUGGAAUGUGUAAAUCCUGGGCAAAGUCUGAUUUCUGUAAAAAAGCAAAGUCCGUGAUGGAAACAUACUGCCCGAAGGAAUGCGGAUUUUGCAGUAAGUUGCUGUUUACUCUCCAGAAUAUAAUAAUUCUUGCUCCACUCGUCACUCUUUUGGUUCCCCGUCUAUUACUCGUGAGGGGGGAGGGGGAUACAAUAAGUCGGGUGGUAUAAAAUUUGUCGGGUGGUCGAAAUUAAACUGAGGCUCCUUAUACGUGACGGAUUUACUGCGCGUAAAAUAAAACAAAAUGUCUUCAACACUCGGAGCAAACGUAUUAAAAAGUGAUGUUCUGAUGUACUAUAUGCGAGUUGGACUGCAUAGCUGGCAACAGCCGUGAGUUAGAUGAAGUGAAUCCUGUCUUGUGAUUGGCUACUGGUGGGCUUGCCUUGAUUGUGCUCGUAAAAUACUGAAAAGUUGCUAAACAUUUGUCAAAAAUCCACAUAGUUUCUACCUGAAUAUCAAAAGAUGCUACCUAAAUUUCUGGAUAGGAAGUUACGUUAUUACAACUUAUUAAUUUAAAGACUAGCACACGCCGUUACAGUUGGCAUUCUCAUUGCCCAGCGCUCGAAACAAACCUGUCAUCUUGGUCCUUAUUUUAAAAGCGUAAGAUAAAUCCAUUAUAUAUUGACCAAGCUUGAUUAAUCAAGGAUACCGGAUAUUAACCUGAUUCUUUUUUAUUUGCGGUUUUGUGGAUCUCGACUCGUCUUGGUCCAUGAAAAUAGAGAAAAAAAGAACUCAACCAAUAUCCAACCAUCUCGACCUCGCGCUUAUUCAGUAUCACAUGUAUAUGUAAUCAGAUUAUAGCAUGAACAAAAAGCACUCCUGCUAGAAAUAAACCUAAGGGCUGAAUAAAUUAAAGUGGUAGACGUAACACUGUACAACGAGACAUUUCCUAUUGUGUUUUGCCAAGUUAUGUUUAAUAUCGAAAGUAAAACUGAUGAUCUUAUCUCAUCUGUCACGCCACUUUGUUAAUUUUUUACUCAUAUUCCGGGAAAAAGAGGAUGUUUUGUAAUUGUCGGGAGUUCGAGAAACAGAAGGAACUUAAAUAAUUCAUGGACGGCAUUCUAGCGACGACAUCGGUUGCUUAAGCACUUACAAGAGAGCGUUUGGAGAGAGGAGAAGAAAAUUUACAACAAGUUUACAGUCAUGGCUGAAAUUGUUGAAGAAUUUGAGAGAAAAGCGAGAUUUAAAGAUGAAAUUGAAGCUGAUUUAAUCCGAGAGAAGCUCGAAACACUGGUGAUCAGCAUCCUGACGAAAGUCGAGCAGAGAGACGAGCGGUUUGAGAGCACUCUUAUCCAGAGCGGAAGUGUUUACGAAGGAGCUAAAGUUCGCCAGCCAGAUGAAUUCGACUUUAUGGUGAAACUUAAAUCUCUCGCGAACAAGCCAUCCUUUCAUCAGUGCGAAAAGAGUGAAGGUUACGUUAAGCUCGCUCUGGAAGAAAACAAAUGGAGGGAAUUUCGAGACGAAGAGGGCUUCUUCAGUCCAAACAUGGUCUGUCGCCAUUUUAAGAAACUCGUGAACGAAUGUUUAAGCGAGGCAGAAGUACCAAAGGAACUUCAGAUCCAGCGAGCUAGUCAAGAAUUGUUGGGCGGGUCGUGGGGACCGGUGUUUUCUGACAUACUUGGUAGCAGUGGCGCCGAAGACAGUGCAUCUGGAGUGAUGUACUCUGAAACUCACGGCCCAGCCACAACACUUUACAUCGAUUGGCAAGGCGGAGAGACUUACAAAGGCCUCACCGUUAGUGUCGACCUGACCCUUACAAUAGAGUACCCUUCAUCCAGCCUCCCUGUUCAGUUGAGGAGCAUCCCGCAAGAAGCAGAAGCGAUCUUUCAUGAGUGCGGAUUUCACGUGGUACCUGCUGCCUUUGAUAUGUGGCGUAUAUCGUUUUCCACGGCCGAGCGAAGGAUGCUCACCUCUGCUCCAGAUGGCUUUAAAACAUGUUACCGAGUUCUGAAAACUCUGCGUGAUGACAUCUCAGAGAAACUACAGCUAGAAUCCUCCCUGUUGCCGUCAUAUAUGUUUAAAACAGUCCUUUUGUCAGAGCUCUUUUUCAAGCCGACCCAUUUGUGGGAAAAGGAAAUUCUGUCACAAAGAAUCACUCACGUCUUAGAAAUUAUUUUGCAAGAGGUGAAACGGGGAGAAAUUCAGAACUUCCUUAUACUAAGAUGCAAUCUGCUGGCUGAGGGUGGUUAUGAAAGCAAGCUGCGUCUUUGCAUUUUGAGCGAAAUGCUGAAUCGUGUGAAAGGCUUAGAAAUGACCCGCACUUUUAAAGAAGUUCAAGAAACAAAAAGGUGUGUCCGGCUUUUAGAGAUGAUUGAUAUAGUGGAGUACGUGUUUUCCAGCGCCCUGGCUGGAAAAGAUCUAGGCGCUCUCUGGAAUAAGAUGUUUGUUAACAUUGGAAACGUGCCUGGGUCGCGCCGAUUUGGCUGGUUUUGGAAUCAGUUUACCGAUCUGAACACUACAGAGCUCGAUGAAGAUGCCUAUGCGAAUCUGAUCGAAAUAUGGCACUUAGUGGAAGAUGCCUUUAGGGAGUUACUGGGAACCCUCUCAGGAGAACUAAACUUGUUAGUUCAGAAGUUCUACAUCAGGACCUGUGAAAAGAAAAGGAAAUUCGAGAUUGAGCAUGCUCACCAUGGCCUGUCCGCUGGACAUAAACCACAACAGAUUUCUCUCCACCAAAUUUCCCAAGAGAUGGUAGACGAUCUGGCUGAAUCCUACAUCGAUGAGAAUAAUUCAUCCUGGGCAAACCUACAUAAAGCAAUUCCUGCCGACAGCAAGAAUAAAGUGGAGGUUUUACGUAACGUAAGAGAUAAAACAGAGGAAGAAGGGAGCGAGAAAGGUUUUGAUGCCUUUAAACAAACCUUGAAGAGGUAUUUGUGUAUGUUCCCCGAGAGUGUCUUGAUGUCCGUCAUCGUUGGCUUCACUGGACAACUUUUUUUACAUGCGAAAGAAACACUGACACUUAAACUUGAAUACAUCAAGAUCCCAGAGUUGGAUUUAGACUGAAAUUUUAUUAACUGUCAGAAGAUCGGUGAUCAUCUAACCAUGAUGCAGUGAGGGAACUUGCACAAAAUCAAUAUCAUUAACUUUUCACUAAUUUGACAAACUACGUUUUGGUUAGUACGAACAAGUCGAUUCAGUUGAGCUCAAACGGACGUUAUUUCAGAUAAGAAUUUGUGUUAAAUUGUUACCCUCCUCUCUUAAAAUUGCUACUUUACAAGGAAUAAAGGAAAUGUUCCACUAGACAUAGAUUGACAUACUUUCAGAGGUUCUUUUAUUCUGAAUGGCCUUAGUAAAUAUGAAUAAAGGUUUCAGCCGUCCUUGCUUAGCCAGAGUUCCCUUGUAAUUUUUUGCUCAUUGUUACCGAGUGCUGGUUUUGGUUGGGAACCACGCCUUAUCAACACUUUCCUGGGGUGAACGCCCAGUUCCAGGGACAACCAAAAAAUCUGGGCAGAUGAUGAGCACUCAAGCUACCCUUUCUUCCCAUCCUCGUAUUCUACGCAAAAACUUUGGCGACAAAAGAGCGAAUUGCGGCAGAAGUGGGUAGGGCUGAAAGGGUUGAAACACUGAGCAAAAUCACUUGCUCUGAUAAGUUGCUUUCAGCAAAUGUCCUGUUCUUCGAAAAGGGUCUCAGUGUCUCUCACACUGUUGUAGACCUGUAACUCCCACAAGGGAUUGACAUGUAAUUUCUUCUAACAAUAUCUAACCAUUUCUCAGCGCAUUGACUAUGAGAAUAAACAAGUUAUUAGCUUCAGGGUGUCAUUGAUACAUGACAUCAAAUUCUCUGACCAAACCAAUUUACGAGGCAGUGUAUAGCAGCUAGAGGAAAGAAUUAUGAACUACAGCUUAGGGCUUGAGCUAACAUUCUCAACAACUUUGUCAGGCUCUUUCUCAGGGUCAGGCCAUAAAGAGUAGGAUAAUGUUCUAUCACACAACAUUCCCUUUCCUUCUUAGUCAAUUGUGUCAGGGAUCAUAGAAAAUUAAUUUCCCCACAGCGUUUUAAGUGAAGGUUAAACACCCUUCCCCAAUGUUGACGUGAGGGAGUUGGAAUAACUGUACAGGAGAAGUGAUUGGGAACAAGGCAGCAAGAGCUUGGUUUUCGAGUUGUUGACAAAGAUAUGUCUAAUUGUAUUUUCAAAAUCCCAUUCUCAUCUGCAGAACAAUUCAGUCCUCCGGGAUGUCAAUCGAGGAAACAUGGCUGUUGUUGGAAUAAUUUACGUGCCAGAGGGCCAAAUGGACAAGGAUGUCCAGGUAAGUGACACCUUGGCAACCUCAAAAUCAGUUUUCCACACUGUCUACCAUACAUUUCCUAUACAGUCCAACUGUCAAAGUUCAGCCUUUGUUUAACAAAACCACAUUCUAAGCCAUCUCCAAUUUAGCCGAACUUUUCAUCCGAGCAUUUAGUUUUGUGAACAGUGUCAAGAGGGCCAAAAGCCAAAAGUGGAAGGACAUAUAUUUAAUUAAAUUAACCCUCUCAGAGAGAAUCCCUGAGGCCCACUGCUUGCAUCUAACCAGACCUCGUUUAAUAACCAGUCCUCAGUGUUUGAUGAUAAAUAAAACAAUGUCCCCUAGUUGAUCUGUUUCUUUAUUCUCAUUACCUUUCUACUCCAAAUUGUGUUAAAAUUGGGAGGAGAAAUUAUUCUUUUGUUAUUCCUGGGAGUAAAAAGGUUAAAAAUAAAUAAAGAAAUAAAAACCAAUAGAUUACUUUUCAAUUUAACUCACAUUUAAUGACAAUCAGCAUAUGCAACAUUUUUCAGUAAAGCAAUGGUAUUCAGUGCAACAGCUCUCAAUCCUUGAUGAAUGUGGAAUGUUUCACGAGACUCCCCUCCUCAACUCUACUCACAAUAUGCUUAUUUCUUGAUUAUCUUAGUCUGUCAGGACUCUUAUAGACGCUUGUGCAAACUUUUUGGCCACCUAUGCUCCCAAAAGGGAACAAGUGGAAAGUUUGUUCGAUAUCACUGCUUCCAAACAUGUGGAUGGUGUGACAAGUAGGUCAUUUAUGUCAAUCAAUCUUGUACUUGUGUCGUGUUACACCUGCCUGUCUGCCCACCUGAAUUGUUCAAAAACAAAUAAUAAAUUAUUGUGAGUUGUUGGAGGCAACCUACUGGAUAACUUAGAAAAGAAGUUGGGUUAAAGUUUGCAUCAUAGAAGGAUUGUUUCUCGCUAACAUCAGCAUUGUGUGAGUGCUUCUCCUCAGGCCAUUUCAAAUAAUACAGUAAACACCCUUAUGAGCCUUCUACACUUGCCCUCCUCCCUCUAAAGCCUUCCAAUCAUCUCCUUGUCCCCCCCUCCCUCCUCGUCUCACCAUAUGGAGUCACCAAUAAUAAUUGCAGAUUGCAACAAUUCAAUUUUGGUUCUGCUGUUCUUCAUCAUUUGAUGCUAUAGUGCUUAACUGCUAUACAAAAAAAAAUUGUCUAGCAGCAUGGCAGUCAAAACAUAGUGAGCCAAAGUGUUAUUAAUAACUCUAUAUCACAAUAAAACAAAUUAUUUCAUCUAAGACUUGUACUAAAGCUUAUUUACAUCUGUAGGGUUGCUCAGCUCAGAGCUGAAGAGUCAACUGGUGCUGUGUAGUCUAAGGAAGUUCUCUGUUGCAACCAACUAUUAACAGUCUCUUGGUAUGAAACCUUUGAAGUACUGCAGACACAGACAUGCUGAAAGAAUCAUCCAUUAUGAGGACUUGUGCACACUUAAUCAAAGACAUGUUAGCCACCCACAAUGAUUCUCAAUAUCAUUGUGUAUGUUUAGAGAAAAGGCUCACACAGCACAAAAGUGAUUUCAAAGAAAAACACUUGCACAAAAAUUUUGUAUUCCACAAGUUAGCUACACAUGGUGAAGGUUGUGAGAAAUCUCAGUUUGUAGCAUUUUGGUGUUUAUAUCAAUCUGUAUCUACAAUUAUAAUUAAGGGAAUUUGUGCAAUAAAAGGCAUAUAUUGCUUUUGGGGCCCACUUCCAUUUUUCUGCAGCAUCAAGCAAAAUUUAGCCCUACUGACUUGUUUGCCAAGAAAAAGUCAUUGUCAUUUGUCUGGGCUGACUCAAUCCUUGUUUUUGAGAAACAUGUAUGCAAACUGUUUUAUACAUUGGGGUAUAAUCAUUUAUUGGUGCCACUAUCUUAGUCUUGAAUGGCCAUUUUAAGUCUUUCAGGCACAGUUUUAAUGAAGUCAUAUGUGUAUGUAAAGAAAACACUCUUUGAAAAUGUAAGGCAAAUGUUAUUCCUACAGACAAUAGUUUUUCAAGGAUGUAUAAUAAAACAGUAAUUGCAUUCAGUAUUCCCAAGAUACUUCUGUCACUAACACAAAUCAUAACCUUAAUAAUUUUUGUUAUCAUGUUUUACUCUUUAACUCUCCCAAGAUCUGAUUGUUAAUUCUCCCCUCUAGCUUAUAAAUUAGUUCAGAGAAGUUGGUGUUGAAUCAAGAUAUCAACUUCUACCUGACAAGUUUGAGUAUUCUUGUUACCUGCUUGCUGGAAAAGGUACAGAUAUUACUGGGAGAAUUUACAUCUUAAACACUUCUGAGAGUUAAAGAUGAACAUCACUCAAUACUCUCCUCAAUAAUCAUUACUAACACAGACCCAAGCCCUAACAGCUCCUUUUAUAUUGAAUUAUCUGUUCAGAAAUAAUAAUAAAUUAAGUUCUGUUUACCAGAAUAUGUCUUAUUAGUCUAAGGCAGUGUACACAUAUAUUUAUAGAAAAAGUCACUGAAUAAUUUUAUGCCCACUUUUUUUCUACCAAGAGUGUUUUCUGAAUCAAUUAGAUUUUUUAAUGAACCUCUUUCAUUACAGCAGGCUUAAUAAAUAUCCUUCAUGUAAAUUAGCCUUACCAGCCCUAUCAACCUGAGUAAAACCACAAGAAUGCUAGCUAAAAAGCCAGGCUGAGAAGACCUAUUUGCAUGUGUCUAAUAAUAAGAUAAUCAUUCCUACUGCAACAAAAGAUGUCUCUUUGUCCUACAACAGCCCAAGAAGCAUUGAGGGUCAUAAAUCAAUAUUAGGAAGAAAUAUUUUUUAGGGAACCAAAGGACAGUACAUUUUUGCUUAACUCUAAGAAAGUCAUACUGUAAUAUAUAGCCAAUUGAAUCAACAUAUACCAUCUGAGUGGC